AGGGAAACACAAGGCAGCUUGCAUUACUCUCACUUGCUGGUAUCAGGUGUACUUUGAGCAGACUUGUGUUUGGUUAAAACUGGCCUUGCACAGAAUGGGUGCGGUAAUGUGGCGUGUGUUUGCACAGACAAGGUGAUCUGUUGUGAUACGUGCUCGGGCAAGGAGCGGGCUUGAAUGGAAUCUAUUUUUUUUUCCCCUAUACCGCCAGCACUUGAGAGGCUGCACACCGGGGGAUUCUUUGGAAAUGUCUGAGUUAAAUGUCACUAUGGAGGCGACCAGUGACACCACAAAAAUCCUGGAGAAAGGUCCCGAGUACCUUCGAAAGCAAAUGGAGCUGGAGGGGGAGACCAAAGGACACAUGAGCGCAGUGGAGAGGUUGGCUGCGAGCAAACCCAAGUAUGUGAAGAGCCAGCAGGUGGUCAACUCCAUCCAGGAGCCUGCGAUCAGCCUGGGGUCAGCUUCGGUGAGCAGCACGGGGUCUUCCACCCGGAGCUCGAACCGGGGGAGGAAUGCUCUCGCAGUGGGUGGUGUUGUGAAAAGCUGCUCACCGGGGCAGGUACGGCGCACCAGCUCCAAAAAGCGCCCGGACUCUCUUCUGCUCUACAGGCAGAAAUGUGAGCUCCUGGGGGGUGCAGCAAACGACAGGAAACACCAUAUAACACGUAAGCUGCUGGCGAACAACACUGUGAACAAAAAUGUCCCGUUACUUAAGGAGUGCGAGUCUGAGGGAGACAAUAAAUCAGGCGCCGCCACACCUGGGGAGCGCGGCGCGCAGGGAGCGCCGCCGUGGAGGAGGAGGAGGGGGGUCGAGUCUGGGACAAAGGUGACAGGGGCUCUCCUCACUGUCCCCGAGUGCGAGAGGAGGUCCGGCAGGGGCGUGGGUCGCUCCCACUCGGACAUCAGCUCCAGGUACUCCAAGAACUUCGCGGACUUCGACGCUUUCUUCAUGUACUGCGGGCUGGACGGCGAGAUCGUCGAGUCCCUGGGGCGGGAGAACUUCUCGGCGCGCUCGGACGAGAUCGCGAUCAAAUUCCGCAGCGUGAGCGUGUCCACGACGGAGGGAGGCUUCUCCAAGAGCAGCGGGGGCAGCGACGGGCUGCUGCAGGUAGAGCUGCACGACAACAUACGUCAGGGGACGUCGGUGAUCGAGCGCAACGCACGGGUUAUCAAGUGGCUGUACAGCUGCAAAAACGCCAAAGACAGUGGGAAAAAGUUACGAGACCUUAACUGAGAUUUGAGUUUUCUUCCUGCAGUGGCAACCGCAUGUCUACCUGUGCAUAUAAAACCUUUAAGUGUGUGUGUGUGUGUGUGUGUGUGUGUGUGUGUGUGUGUGUGUGUGUGUCUACCUGUGCAUAUAAAACCUUUAAAAACACACCAUACAUAGACUAUGCAUAUACCAUAACAUGUGAUAGGUAUUAAAUGUAUUAAAAUCUGCACAGUCCUUAGUUUGUGUGUGUGUGUGUGUGUGUGUGUGUGUGUGUGUGUGUGUGUGUGUGUGUGUGUGUGUGUGUGUGUGUUCUGUGUGUGCGUGUGUGCAUGAAAACCCACAGCUACUAACAAUCUAUAUCUUGAAAGUGUUUGUUUACUUGUCCUUUAGAUUGCAAACCAGGUGCAUGUUUCUCAGUCAGAGAGCGGUCUUGUCAAAGUCUUGUCAAAGGUCAAGACUUUGUGCUGCAGCUGGGCGAUAUGGUCAAAAAUGAUACCAAGAUCAAAAUGUUCAUAUCAGGCGAUGAUUUUAUCACGAUAAGUAUUAAUUCUGCUCAUGAGCAGCGUUGGGGAUUUAAACUCUUCUUCGUGAGCGGAGGAUAACGAACAUGAUAAACAUCUGAGGUAGAUCAAUUAAGUGUUAUGCCUCAUCACUGUGUUUGCACAAUGCAUAAGAAAUAUAUCAAUAUUUAUUGGACUUUUGUUAUGUUGCUAUUGAUGAAAAUUAUAUUGCAAUGGCAAUCUAUAAGAUUUUAUCGCCCAGCCCUAUUUGUGCAUAUGUGCCCACAUUAACACACACACACACACACACACGUCAUGGCAUUCAAAUCCAGAUUUCAUUGGUAAACUAAUCGUGCUCAUCACUCUCACAAUGGGAUUUGUCACAAUAUGGCAAUCCAAAAACAUUAUAGCAAUGCCUUAUACCUGAUCUGUAAAGAAUUACUUUUGUUACUUAUUGUUUUGUUAUUCGUUUCAAUUUAUAAACCCUCGAUAAACCCAGUUUAAAGGGCCUAUUCAGGGCGAUUUCAGUAAUCCCAAAAGAUAAUGGCUUAGAGUUCAUGUUAUGGCAUUGAGAUUCUAGCCAGAAACAUUCCAUGAUGUCUAAUACUGAUGUUCAUUAGUUCUAUUCCUCAGCAGGGCCUGAAAGUGGCCUUACAUUAAAACUUAGGAUAUGCAUGCACACACACAGCGUCAUAUUAAAAAUGCCAAUAAGGCAGCUGUUGUAGAGGUCAAGUGUUUCUGGUCAAUCAUUACAUUUAGCUACAUUCAGACCAGAAGGAUUUGUAAGAUGUUGUUAUUUUCCAGCCCCUGAAUCAGUCGUUUCGUGGGUCCUGUGUGGGAGGAGAGGAAUGUACCUUAUAAUCUGAGGGGUUUAUGUCCACUGACCCGUUUAACUCUAUCUCCACUUCACGCCCGAUCUCUGCCUGGUUUCAUCUCCUCACCACAAUCUGUCUGUUUCUGCCUUUUGGCCAACUUUCAUUGACCGAUCAAAGCUCAGAGGGUGUACGAGUGAAAAAACAAAAAAAGCAAAGGCCAGACUCAUGAUGAUUUCUUGUUUUAAAAGAAUUACCACUCACACUGUUUCUCUCUCGCACAUGGAGAAAACAAACAGCACUCAGCUGGGCCAGUGUUGUAGACACACCUUUCACUUCCCCAUAAGCCUGAAGGACUAUGUCACUCAAAGACAAGCCGUGUCUUGUCUUCUCCGCUCCUCUUCUCCAGAACUCAAAGUGACUUAUUAUUCAGUUUUAUGAUGCAGUUACAAAAAUGUUACGUCUCAUUUGUAUCUCAAUGUGAUAAGUGACUGAAAAUAUACUCUGCUUGCAUUGCUUAUAUCUUCUUUUAUCAGGAUUUUGAUGUAAAAAUGUUACUCUGCUCUCAGACAAAUUUAUCAUUGACUGAAAUAACAACAAUAACUGAAAUGUCCUUUACCCAAAGCAGGAUAACAGCAAAUUUGUGUGAUCUUGUUUUAUAUUGAAGUACUAUAAAGUUUGUUAAAGUUAA
Molecule: messenger RNA, 3210 nt
Organism: Hippoglossus stenolepis (Pacific halibut)
Lineage: Eukaryota; Metazoa; Chordata; Actinopteri; Pleuronectiformes; Pleuronectidae
Gene: fam110c
Product: family with sequence similarity 110 member C
Exons: 1
Coding region: 245-1231 (328 amino acids)
Source: RefSeq, a predicted model, not a curated record